CAUCAGCGUUCAGAGAGAGAAUAAGAGAACACAGGAACUCGUCCUAUCCCGCACGAGGGGAACCAACCAACUUUCCGUUUCCGUUUCCAGGUCCGGCGACAGCAAUAACAGCAUCGGCGAUUCGGCCAACACGAGAACAACCCAGCAUCUCUUGUGCGCAGUAGCACACCCAAUGACAACUAUGCAUUACCUUAAACUACAGGCACGCGUUAUCAUGCAAUGCACAUUGUUCCUUCACUAGUACUACGAAAAAGACAAGCCCUAUAAAACCCAGAUUAUAAUAGGCAACAGUUGCAGUUUCAGGGUUUCCCGCCAUGGAAGUCGACACAGAGAGCAACAUCCAAAGAAAACAAUCUAUCUAUCAAUCCAUGGAUGAGAGCUUUGAGAUACAAAAGGAAAUGUACAGGGGCCAGCAGUACAGCCAGAUAUACUUUGCUCGGCUCCACUUGAUGAGAACUCUCCUUUACUCUCUCGUUCCCAAUUGGAAGCCCCACUUGCCUGUCUGUACAGUUUUGGGACUGGAAGAAGGCAAGGAAUGCAUAAUUGUUGGAACCCUCUACAAGCACAUGAAGCUCAAACCUUCUAUUCUUGAUGAGUACUCUAAGGAGAUGAUAAAGUUUUUAUACUUUAUCGGUAAUAUGCAGAAAUCUGCUGGUCCACUUGUAAAACCUCAUAAUUUUAUACACCCAGAUGAUCAUUUGGUUUUGGAAGAUGAAAGUGGAAGAGUUAAACUUCGUGGGAAUGUGCUAUUACCUUCUGUGUAUGUAACAGGGCUAGUGGUUGCAUUGCAUGGGAAAGAAACUGGUGCUGGUGAUUUUUGGGUUGAAGAUAUCCUAGAAGCUGGCUUACCAAACCAAAUUGUGCUGCCACUUAAAUCAGGAGAAGACAAAUAUGUUGUUUUUGUAUCGGGGUUGAGUGUUGGGAACAGUGGUUCUAACCCUCUCCAGUUCCAGCUUCUUGUUGAUCACGUAACAGGGCAUCUAGGAGACGAAAUGGAGCAAAGUAUUGCAGCUCAAAUAGUUCAAGUAGUAAUUGCUGGGAAUUCUGUUGAAAUUCCUCUUGGACUCCUUAACGGUCAGAAUUUGGCUUCAAAGGAUCAGUCUAAAUUGUCUGAGCCAAUCAAAGAACUGGAUAUCUUGUUGACUCAGAUUGCAGCUGGUGUACCUUUAGAUAUAAUGCCAGGACCUAAUGACCCCGCAAAUUUCUCCUUACCACAGCAGCCUUUGCAUAGAUGCCUUUUCCCGGGGUCAUCAGCUUAUAACACUUUUAGGUCCUGUCCUAAUCCUCAUUCUUUCGAGCUUGAUAAUGUCAGAUUUCUUGGAACAUCGGGUCAGAACAUUGAUGAUCUUGAGAAAUAUUCCGAAGCAAAAGAUAAACUGGAAUUUAUGGAACGGACGUUGAGAUGGAGGCAUAUAUCGCCAACAGCACCGAACACCCUUGGGUGUUAUCCCUUCACUGAUAGGGAUCCUUUUUUCAUUGAGAGCUGCCCCCACGUUUACUUUAUCGGUAAUCAGGAUAAAUAUGCGACUCGCCUAAUAAAGGGAUCAGAAGGGCAGGUGGUAAGACUUAUAUGCAUUCCUAGAUUUGGUGAGACAGGAAUUGCCGUGGUGUUGAACAUGGGAAAUCUUGAAUGUCAUGCUCUCAGUUUUGGCACUGAAUUCAGCUCAUAACUAAAAGAUGCUUGCCUGGUGGGAUAUUGGCAGCUGCCUAAACAAGAAGUUGCAGUGUCAUACUAUAAAGUUUUUUCUUCACUUUAGGUUCGUUGUGAAUGGUGAAAACCUUUGAAGUUAAACCUGCAGGUGGUGUUGUUAACGUGCUUGUUUCUGGUACAAACUAUGAUCUUCCACUGAGAAAGCUAAAAAGAUGAAACUGUCAGAUGUCAAGCUGGAGUAAUGUUAGGCUUGCUUGUUUUGUUUUGUUUUGUUUUCCUUUUGCUUUGUUUAAUUGUAGGAUUCCUUAUUCAAGUGACUUUCCAUGUGUUAGUUAAUGUAGAAUUGUGAACAUUAUUUAACCCUGUAGUAUUGGCAAUUUGAUCCGUUUCUUCUUGUGUACUAUGCAAAAUAUGAGACUGUUGAAUUCA
Messenger RNA from Camellia sinensis, 2080 nucleotides. Its product is annotated as DNA polymerase delta small subunit. Gene Ontology annotation, biological process: DNA replication; DNA strand elongation involved in DNA replication. Gene Ontology annotation, molecular function: DNA binding. The record is from RefSeq and is a predicted model, not a curated record. Gene Ontology annotation, cellular component: delta DNA polymerase complex. NCBI's taxonomy places the organism in Eukaryota, Viridiplantae, Streptophyta, Magnoliopsida, Ericales, Theaceae.